UUCAGGAGUUUCUUUAGAAGAAGAAGAAAGAAGUAAACAUGGCGGCCGUGUCUCUACGAAACUCUGCGACCUCACUGUUGUUGUUCAGCCGUAGGUUGUUGGUUCCGUCUCUAAAUCCCGUUUGUUCUUAUCACAAAAAGGUGGUGGAUCACUAUGAAAACCCAAGAAACGUGGGCUCUCUGGACAAAAACUCAAAGAGCGUGGGGACCGGGUUGGUGGGUGCACCAGCCUGUGGUGAUGUAAUGAAGCUUCAGAUCCAGGUGGAUGAAAAUGGCAAGAUAGUGGACGCAAAAUUCAAGACGUUUGGCUGCGGAUCAGCAAUUGCCUCCAGUUCUAUUGCAACAGAAUGGGUGAAAGGGAAGUCGAUCGAUGAUGCUCUGAAGAUAAAGAACACAGACAUUGCCAAAGAACUCUGCCUUCCUCCAGUCAAGCUCCACUGCUCUAUGCUCGCAGAAGAUGCCAUAAGGGCAGCGCUGUCUGACUACAGACUAAAACAACAGGACAAGGAGGAGACUCGUGUGAAGGCCAGCGGUUAAAGUGCUGUUAUUUACCGUCCUAUAUGGCGGUAUCCCAUCCAUAUUUCAGCACCAUCCGGUGUCUUGCAGCAGAGAAGUGCUGUAUGGAGGAUGAGCUGCCAAUAUACUACAUCAGGUCUUGCUCCCCUCUGGGAUUUCUGGGAGUUUUAAAGCCUGUAUAAACCUUCAAGGCUGUGUGAUUGUUAGUCUCUUGAACUCAAGCCUGGAUGUUCAAGUUCCAGGUGUUAACGGUGUUUAAUGAAUUAAUUUCAUCAUAUUAUCAGAGAUCACAAUAUUUGGGAAUACUGUUUCCCAAUUUGUUGUGUUUUUCUACAAAAAUAAGACAGGAGAUGCGGGAAUACUGUUUCCCAAUUUGUUGUGUUUUUCUACAAAAAUAAGACAGGAGAUGCAUCAUACACAGAAACUGAAGGGCAGGGGCUUUUUUCCCUCUGUGUAUUUUGUUUUUAUUUUGGCUUGACUGUGUAAAACUUCUGCUCCCUCAUUGAUGGUUCAAGUCAAGAACUGAAGUACACUUACAACACCAUGAUGCAGAAUAUUGUAUCCGACUGUUCAUAUUGUGCAUUAAACGAAUAAAAACAUU
Platichthys flesus (European flounder) is the source of this 1116-nucleotide messenger RNA. RefSeq names its product iron-sulfur cluster assembly enzyme a (gene iscua). The coding region runs from base 39 to 536 and encodes 165 amino acids. NCBI's taxonomy places the organism in Eukaryota, Metazoa, Chordata, Actinopteri, Pleuronectiformes, Pleuronectidae. The record is from RefSeq and is a predicted model, not a curated record. Gene Ontology annotation, molecular function: 2 iron, 2 sulfur cluster binding; ferrous iron binding. The transcript is spliced from 5 exons. Gene Ontology annotation, cellular component: cytoplasm; mitochondrial matrix. Gene Ontology annotation, biological process: intracellular iron ion homeostasis; iron-sulfur cluster assembly.